Messenger RNA from Sciurus carolinensis (gray squirrel), 4733 nucleotides. RefSeq names its product zinc finger DHHC-type palmitoyltransferase 5 (gene Zdhhc5). Gene Ontology annotation, biological process: protein palmitoylation. Gene Ontology annotation, molecular function: palmitoyltransferase activity. Bases 1398 to 3542 code for a protein of 714 amino acids. The transcript has 13 exons. Lineage: Eukaryota; Metazoa; Chordata; Mammalia; Rodentia; Sciuridae. The record is from RefSeq and is a predicted model, not a curated record.
CGGGGGCGGGCGCGGCGGCGCGAGCCGCAUGAAUGAGAGGAACGUGCCCCGCGCGAGACGUCGCGCGCGCCCGGGCCAGGGGACCAAUGGGAAUGCCGGGAGGGCUCGAGAACCGGCACUGAGGGCAACGGCCGCGCGCCGGCUCGAAGACGAGCGUCGCCGGGCGGGAGCGCGCGGGAGCGGGGCGGGCGUGGAGCGUGCGGGGGCCGCGCGCUGCCUCUCAGAGGCCGGACGGCACUGCCGAGAGGCGGUGGUGACAACGACGGCGGCGGUGACGGGCACCGCGCCGGGGGUGUUGGAGAGGCAGAUCCUCCAGCAUACUAGGUGAGGCACCAUAACAAAGUUGAACUCUGCAUUUGGAAAGCCCAAGAUUGAAGAAGAAAGAUCAGAGACAUUGGCUAGCCUGGAAACGGGAACAUCUUUGGAACUUUGCUUUUAUCUACAGUAAUCAUUUAAAGUAUCAACAAGUGGAAUUAAUUUCUUCAUUUUAUUCUGCUUAUUAGGAAAAACAUGACUUCAAGGAUUUUAAGUUUCCCUUUAGUUUUGCAUGAACUCUAUAGGAAACGGAGCCCUUAAAGGGCUUGGGAAUAACAAGAAGAGAUUGAAGACAGACAAGCUUGCUCUCUGUUUUCCCUCCCCCUUCAAAGAAAAGGAUUUACAACUCAACCCUGUGACAGCUGUUGUCCAGCUUUGGCCAUCAAGAGAGAAAUAAAUUAAACUACCAUUGCCAGAUUACAAACCCUGGUGAAGUCAAGGUGUGGGAGUGGUGGCAUUGAGAAGACUGCCUAAAAGGGACAAGGACAGCAGUAGAGACAACUUCUCUUUAAAGCUGGAAGGGGCCCAGGUUCCUUCUUGGAUUAAAAUAGAAACGCUGGGCACACCUCUUAGGUGCAGCUCACAUUUUGUGGAAGUGUGGUAGUCUUGGAGGUACUUUUGUAUCUCCUCAGAAGAAUUUUUCCUUGAUCGACGUUUUCUGCCCUACCCUGAUAUUUUCCCCUUCUUUCCUUAUGAAGCUCUGCCUCCAUCUGUGAACUAUAUCUUGAUCUCUUCGACUGUCCAUGUUCUCCACCUGCAACAGUUUGCAUGUGUAUAGCCUUCUGUUUGUCUUCAAUUUUAAAACUGUACAAGUUGUUUCUUAAUUUUCCCUUCUGCUUUGUUCUGGGGAGGUGGUUAUUCAUCAUUUGAAAUCACCUUUCCCCCUCCCAUGUGCUUUCCCUCAUUUGAGAUCUUUUGACCUUCAGUUUUAUUUGGGAGGGGGAAGGGUGAUAAUUUUAAAUUUUCUGUUUUCCCUGGUUUCCUUCCUUUCUAUUGUUUCCCUCAUCCCAUUUUCUUGUCUGUUCUGCCGCUGUGUGGGCCUGGGCUAUGCGGCAGGGCAGAUCUCCCAUCAGAGCUCCAACAUGCCCGCAGAGUCUGGAAAGAGAUUCAAACCCAGCAAGUAUGUCCCGGUCUCAGCAGCCGCCAUCUUCUUAGUGGGAGCUACAACACUCUUCUUUGCCUUUACGUGUCCAGGACUAAGCCUGGAUGUGUCACCUGCAGUGCCCAUCUACAAUGCGAUUAUGUUUCUCUUUGUUCUGGCCAACUUCAGCAUGGCCACGUUCAUGGACCCAGGGAUUUUCCCUCGAGCUGAGGAGGAUGAGGACAAGGAAGAUGAUUUCCGAGCUCCCCUUUACAAAACAGUAGAGAUCAAGGGCAUCCAGGUGCGCAUGAAAUGGUGUGCCACUUGCCGAUUCUACCGUCCUCCUCGAUGUUCCCACUGUAGUGUCUGUGACAACUGUGUGGAGGAAUUUGAUCAUCACUGCCCCUGGGUGAACAACUGUAUUGGUCGCCGGAACUACCGUUAUUUCUUCCUCUUCCUCCUUUCCCUGACAGCCCACAUAAUGGGGGUGUUUGGCUUUGGCCUCCUUUAUGUCCUCUACCACAUAGAGGAACUCUCAGGGGUCCACACGGCUGUCACAAUGGCAGUGAUGUGUGUGGCUGGCUUAUUCUUCAUCCCCGUAGCUGGCCUCACAGGUUUUCACGUGGUGCUGGUGGCUAGGGGACGCACAACCAAUGAACAGGUUACGGGUAAAUUCCGGGGAGGUGUGAACCCCUUCACCAAUGGCUGCUGUAACAAUGUCAGCCGUGUACUCUGCAGUUCUCCAGCACCCAGGUAUUUAGGAAGACCAAAGAAAGAGAAGACCAUUGUAAUCAGACCUCCUUUCCUUCGGCCUGAAGUGUCAGAUGGGCAGAUAACUGUGAAGAUCAUGGAUAAUGGCAUCCAGGGAGAGCUGAGGAGAACUAAGUCCAAGGGCAGCCUGGAGAUAACAGAGAGCCAGUCUGCAGAUGCAGAACCUCCACCUCCUCCUAAGCCAGACCUGAGCCGUUACACAGGGCUGCGAACACACCUCAGCCUAGCUACUGAGGAUAGCAGCCUCUUGGGCAAGGAGAGCCCCCCAACACCUACCAUGUACAAGUAUCGGCCGGGUUACAGUAGCAGCAGCACAUCAGCCGCCAUGCCUCAUUCCUCCAGCGCCAAGUUAAGUCGUGGGGACAGCUUAAAGGAGCCAACCUCAAUUGCAGAAAGCAGCCGCCAUCCCAGCUACCGUUCAGAACCCAGCUUGGAGCCAGAGAGUUUCCGUUCUCCCACCUUUGGCAAAAGCUUUCACUUUGAUCCCCUAUCGAGUGGCUCACGCUCCUCCAGCCUCAAGUCAGCACAGGGCACAGGCUUUGAGCUGGGCCAGUUGCAGUCCAUUCGUUCAGAAGGCACCACCUCCACCUCCUACAAGAGCCUGGCCAACCAGACACGCAAUGGAAGCCUAUCUUAUGACAGCCUACUCACUCCUUCAGACAGUCCUGAUUUUGAGUCAGUGCAGGCAGGGCCUGAGCCAGACCCGCCUUUAGGCUACACCUCUCCCUUCCUGUCAGCCCGACUGGCCCAGCAACGGGAAGCCGAGAGGCACCCACGUUUGGUGCCAACUGGCCCAACACACCGAGAGCCCUCACCAGUCCGUUAUGACAAUCUGUCACGCCAUAUUGUGGCCUCCCUUCAGGAACGAGAGAAGCUGCUGCGCCAGUCACCCCCACUUCCAGUCCGUGAAGAGGAACCAGGCUUGGGGGACUCCGGCAUUCAGUCAACACCAGGCUCAGGCCAUGCUCCUCGUACUAGUUCCUCCUCAGAUGAUUCGAAGAGAUCACCCUUAGGCAAGACUCCACUGGCACGCCCAGCUGUCCCUCGUUUUGGCAAACCAGAUGGGCUAAGGGGCCGAGGGUUAGGAUCCCCUGAACCAGGCCCAACUGCCUCAUACCUGGGCCGAUCCAUGUCUUAUAGCAGCCAAAAAGCCCCACCCGGUGUCUCUGAGACAGAGGAAGUGGCCUUGCAGCCAUUACUGACACCCAAAGAUGAAGUACAGCUCAAGACCGCCUACAGCAAAUCCAAUGGGCAGCCCAAGAACAUAGGCUCAGCCUCUUCUGGCCCAGGCCAGCCACCUCUCAGUAGCCCCACAAGGGGAGGAGUCAAGAAGGUGUCAGGGGUGGGUGGUACCACCUAUGAGAUUUCGGUGUGAGCCUUCGGCGCCUCCUCUCCCCAUGCCUCUGCGCCUACACCAAAGGGCCCCAGGUGGCCACCUUCCUUCCCUCAAGGGGCUCCCUUCCCCUGCAUGGACAUUUUUUAAACCACCGAUUCCAAGGGGAUGAGGUGCGUUUUAUAAAAUGCAGUGGGGUUGGGGAGUUGGAGAGUUGGGGCCCUGAGACUGGGGUAGCAGCCCCUUUUACCUUUUAAGACCUUCCCUUCCUUAAUCCCUGGACCAGACUCAGUGGACAUUUGUGCAAUUGCUCACCCUGGAGGGAACCAGAUCAUUUUUAAAACCAGAAAUAAUUUUUUUUAUUAUUGUUACGGAUUCUAUUUUUUUCCUCUUCUGCGUUACCAGGUGUGUGUGUACAUAUAUAUAUAUAUAUAUAUAUAUUAUAAAUAUCAAAGAAAUUAUAUAUCUAUCCUGGGAUGGGAAAAUUCGGGAGGGAUAUAUAUAAGGAGGGGAGAUUUUGCUCUUCCCUUUCCUCAGACCAGCAGGAAAAGAGAGACCUCUAGGUUUUUCUUUUUCCCAUGGUUCCCUCUUGUCCCAGUUACCAACUAAGGAAAUAGCACCCUCUGUUGGUGUUGAUUAGGAAAGAAACCUGGGAAGAGGUGAGUCUGGGGUCUUGGUCAGAACAGACUUGGAGAGAGCUAGCUUUCAAUGUUCAUUGGCAUUUAAUUUCCCCAGGAAAGGGGUCAGUGCUCCAUGACAUUGGUGGUGUUGGUGGUGGUGAUGGUGAUGGUGGUGGUGGUGUGGUGGAGGAGGAGGAGGAGGGUCAUCAGGAAGAGAACUUGACCUAGCUCAAGAAACAAUACUGGAUAAUCCCCCCUUCUUGGGGGAGAAGGAUUAGAGUGGGCUCCUUCAGUGAGCCCCUCAUAGCUUCUGCCUACUUACAUAGUUAACGUGAUUUAAAAUCGAAGGCCAGGAGAGAAAAAAAGCAAUAUUUUUCAUCACAUGCCAAAAAAAUGGGAUAGAGUAAAGGAGUGGCAGGCCUAGGCCCCUCCGAGUGUCCCUUGGGGGUUACCCCUCAGCCCAUCUCAGUAUGGUGCUGGGUAGAGGGGAUACCUGGGUUCUAACCUCUAAAUAGGGAAGACCCCAACCUCUACACAGAGGCCCUUUUAUUUUUUAUUCUGAUUAGCCAUUUUAAACCAACAAGGAAUAAAAAGAAAUCCUGAUCUAACAAGC